UUGGUACACUGUACCUUGGUGUCCUUUCUUUCUCACAGUCUGGUCUGGAGUUACCAUCAUAUCCUCGCUAACUUGUCUGCUCGUAGAGAAAUCCCUGUUUCGUAGGCUUGCCGCAUCGACGCCUUAUGCGUCUUAGCGCGACCCACGCCGUUCUCGUCGUAUUAUUUUUAACCUUCCAGGUCGCGAGUUGGUUAGAUUAAGCUGAUGAGUGAAUUGCAUGUGGCUGCCGCGCGCGAUUAGUACCUUGCAGUGCGCCAAUCGCCUGCGCUAACCGUUCUGGUGAAGUACCCUAGUGCCUAGUGAAACGCCUUUUCUGCGUCGUGCUGGUUCUGCAACUCGCGAUGCGCGUGUCGAUCCCUUCGUUUCACUUACCUCUCGACCGCUUUCGCGUUUUUCCCAAGAAGCGAUCGUUGGUGAGCAAUUGGAAGCACGCUGUUAACAGCAGCCGCUGAUUUACCUAUCGGAACUGACCAUACGGAACUGACCGUACGGAACUGACCUUACGGAAUUGAACCGUACGGAACUGACCUUACGGAAUUGAACCGUACGGAGCUGACGGUAACACCACUCGCCAACUUUUGUUACCUUCUCUGUUUUGUCGUCGCCCCCUCUUUCUCGUCGCGUUGCGUAACUCUGCUUCCUUUCAGCAGCAGCGAGGCCAGAUUCGUCUCCAAGUCAACUCGAAAGCUAAAUUCAGCCCCAGCUUCAGCUCCAGCGAUAGCGGGUCCAGCAAUAACGGAUCUAGUCUAUGGCGGGAGGCAGUGCGGCGACGGCUUCAACGUCAGCGGGUCUAGACCCCGCUCGGGGGAACCAGUGGGGCGCCUCGAGGCCGGCCGUUUCUAGACCGGUUGCUCCUAAUACCGCCGCUAUCUGCGCAUCUGGCGGCGGCGACAAGCACGCGCACGGGCACGGGCACGGGCACGCGCAGGGGCGCGGGGAAAGCCUUGGCGCAAUUCGGCGGAACGAGGCGCGCGAGGGGGGGAAAGGCAAGGCGCAGUGGCGGGGCGCGGAGGGCGGGGAGUUGCGCAAGGGGCAGUGGACGGCGGAGGAGGAUGAGUUGCUUCUGAAGUGCAUCCAGCAGUUCGGCGAUGGCAACUGGAGCUCCAUUCCCAAGCGCGCAGGUCUGCGGCGGUGCGGCAAGAGCUGUCGGCUGCGGUGGGCAAACUAUCUGCGGCCGGACCUGAAGCGAGGCGCGUUCACGGACGACGAGGAGGCGCUCAUCAUCCGCCUGCACGCCGCGUGGGGGAACAGGUGGGCUAAGAUAGCGCUGGAGCUGCCCGGGCGCACGGACAACGACAUCAAAAACCACUGGAACACCAAGAUGAAGCGCCGGCUCAAGGAGCAGGGCAUCGACCCGGACUCGCACCGCCCGCUCUCCUCGCUCGACCCAGACCAGCCGCCGAAGCAGCGUGUGAAGCGGGGGCCACCCCCCGGCAGCUCCCCUGUGCGCCUGCACAAAGUCAUCAAAGACUCUCCGACCGCCUCCCCCCUCUCUGCCUCCCCCCUCUCUGGCCCCAAAUUGCCCCCCUCUGCUGCUGCUGCUGCUGCUGGUGCUGGUGUUUUGGCCGCGUCCGCUCUUUCCCGUGUCUCCCCUCCGCCUCUCUCCCUCCUUCCCGCCCCUCUGAUCCCCGCCUCUGCCUCUUCCCUCGCCCCCCCAGCCCUUCCUCUUCCUCUUCCUCUUCCUCCUCCUCCUCCUCCUUCGUCUUCCUCCUCUGCUGCUGUCAUUCAAACGCAGCUACCAACCGUAGCACCAGCACCACCACCUGCUGCUGCUGCUUGUCCUCCUCCUGCCGCUGCUGCCACGAUCGGCCGUGAGCCACUCGUGCAGCGGAAGCACUCACUAUCACCGCACGGCAAGGCGGUCCCUGGAGCGGCCAAAAGAAUCGGCGGGAAAAUGGAGCAGGGGCAGGUAACGAUGGGCAGAGGAAUGGAGCAGGGGAUUCUGGGCAAGGGAAUGGGGAGCAAGGGGGACGAUGAAAACCAAACCCUAUGUCAGGUGCUGACUGGUCCCAAGGGGCCUGCUGAGAAUCCGCGUGGGCCUGUGAAAACGGAGAGUGGGGCAAUGGGCAGUGCGAAAGCAGAGAUUGCCUGUGUGGGAAUGGAAGCCGCUCGUGAGAAAGCCGAGGGAGUGAGAGCACAAGGGGGGUUAGCCGAAGGGGUGUUGACAGAAAGGGUGAAGGUAGAGAGGUCUGAGAGGGGGCGGGAGGUGCUGCAGGGAGAAGGCGCAGCAGCUGGGUGGGGAGGAGGGGACAGCACCAGUCCCGCACGGCUGGCGCCUAUAGACGUGGGGGACAUAAGUGGGUAUGCGGACAUGGGGGAUAUUAGUGGGUAUCCCAAUGCAGAAGAUGAUAUGAGUGGGUAUCCGGAUGCUGGGGAUGUGAGUGGUUAUGCAGAUGCGAAUUUUGCAGCGGGAAAGAGAGAGCCGUUAGGGCGAGGAGAUUUGCGUAGCGGGCAGCUGGGGGUGGUGGGAGGGGGUCAGGAGGGCGGAGGAGUGGGUGGAGCGGGUGGGUGGGACGGAGGGGGCGGAGGGGGCGGAGGGGGCGGAGGGGGCGGAGGGGGCGGAGGGGGUGGAGGGGGUGGAGGGGGCGGAGGGGGCGGAGGGGGUGGAGGGGUGGAGGGGGUGGAGGGGGCGGAGGGGGCGGAGGGGGCGGAGGGAAGGGUUGGCGGUGGUGCAGCUGCUGCUGCUGCUGCGGCGGCUGCCGGUGGUGGUGGUGGUGGUGGUGAUGGUGGUGGUGGUGGAUUGUCUCUGAAUCCCAAAGACCUGCAGCUGCUGCUGCAGCAACUGCCAGUGUCGGUUCGGCUGAAGUUGCUGCAGCAGCACCAGCAGCAGAAGCAGAAGCAGAAACAGCAGCAGCAGCAGCAGCAGCAGCAGCAGCAGCAGCUGCUGCUGCAACAGCGGCAGCGGCAGCAGCAGGAGCAGGAGCAGGAGCAGCAGCAGAAGCAGCAGCUGCGGUGGCAUGUGAACCAGCUGCUGCUGCAGCGAACUGCAGACCUGCAGCAGCGGCAGCAGCAACAGCAGCAGGAGCUGCAGCAGCUGCAGCAGCAACAGCAGCAGGAGCGGCAGCAGCAACAACAGCAACAGCAGCAGGAGCGGCAGGAGAGGCAACGGCAGCAGCAACAGCAGCAGCAGCAAGGAGUGGCGGAGUCAGCCAUGUCCUCCAGUCAACCGCUCUCCACAGCCGCUGCCACUGCUGCCUCGGCUCUACAAUCCUCAGCAGCAGCAGCAGCAGCAGCUGUAGGCCGCAGUAGCCCCGCUGCUCCUGCCCAUCGUUCGACCCGCUCCCCUGCUUCCUCUGCUUCCCUCCCUCCUGCCUCUGCCGCAUCCUCCAUCCCCUCUCUCUCGUACCUUGCCUCCUUAGCCUCCUCCCAUCCCUCCCACAACCACUCUCGUGCCCUCUCAUCCCCUCCCCACAACUCCCACCCAUCCGCAUCCCCCAUCACCUCUAUCCCUGCGCCCACCCCUAGCCCUACUCGCGCCCCUGCUUCCGCCUCUGCUCUCGCCCCCCCCUCGCCCAGUGCUGCUCCCCCUGCCGACGCCUCCCCCUCUCUGCCCUUCUCCCAGCGGGAGCUGGAGCAACUGGCGCGCCUGCUGCCCCCGUCGCUGCUGCCCCGCCUCUUGGCUCGCCUAGAGGGGGCUAUUGGGGAGGGGGGCGGUGGUGGUGGCGGUGGCGCUGCUGCUGGUGCUGCUGCCGGUGGUGGUGGUGCUGAUGGUGGUGGUGGUGUAGAUGGAACAGGUGUUUCUGGCGCUAGUGCGAGUAGGAGAGUGCAAGCGGGUGCUAAUCCCAUGGAAGUGGAUGCACAAGAGGCACAAGAGGCACAAGAGGCACAAGAGGCUCAAGAGGCACAAGAGGCACAAGAGGCUCAAGAGGCACAAGAGGCACAAGAGGCUCAAGAGGCUCAAGAGGCACAAGAGGCUCAAGGGGCUCCAGAUGCUUCUUAUUUUCUUGCGCGCCCUCAUUCCUCCUUCCUAAGCUCCUCUCUCCUCGGUUCCUUGCUCCUCCAGCGCUCCACCCUCCCCUCUUCUAACGCUCGCUUAUCCAAUCAACCUCAGUCAGGGCUUGCGCUGGAUGCUGCUGCUUCUGGGGCUGCUGCUGCUGCUGCUGCUGCUGCUGCUUCUUCCCCCCUCUCCUCCUCACCGCAUUCCUCUCUCUCUUCCCAGCCUGCUGCUAUGCCUCCUCCCGCUUCUCUCCCUCCCUCUUCCCGCCACCAUCUCAACCAGCGCCAGCAGCACCAACAGCACCAGCAGCAGCAGCAGCAGCAGCAGCAGCAGCAGCAGCAGCAGCGCCAGCAGCACAUUUCAGCCCAGCUCCUUCCUCUCCCAUCCGCCUCCUCCCCUCCCCCUCCCUCUUUCGACAACAACGACGCCCCCUCCCCUCAUUCCUCCUCCCCUCCUCCCUCGCUCUAUCUCGAGCUGGCCUCCCCGUCCUCCUCUGCUCUAAGGGCGUGUGGCGGCCGGUUUAGAUUCGACGAUACGCCUGUUAGGGGUAAUAACAGGUACGGCAGAGGAAAAGGCGACCUCUCUGCUUCGACUGCUGCUGCUGCUGCUGCUGCUGCUGCUGCUGGCGGUGCGUCUAGCGGUAUCGGCAGCAGCAACGGUGGUGGCGGCGGUGGCAGUGGUGGUAACGGCAGUAACGGCGGAGCAGGGAUGGGAGCGGGGAAGGGAGUGGGGCGAAGAGGGAGCAUAGGGGUGGAGGAUGGGAGUUCAUUGUCACUCAUGCCUUUUCCGUGCAUGUUGGAUGCUAUUGCUGGUAAUCAAGCCCCUGUUGCUGUUGGAGGGAGGCUUCAUAGUGAUGCAGCAAAGGGGGCAGGAGGAAGAGUGGAAGGCUGGAAUGAGGCUUUUGCUGCUGGUGCUUCUUCUGCUGCUCCUUCUGCCGCUGCUGCUGCUGCUGCUGGUGCGGCAAUGCCUGGGGAUGGUGCUGCAGCUGCUUCUGCUUCUGGCAAUGCACCUGCGGUCACAACUGCUGCUGCUGCUGCUGCUGCUGCUGCUGCUGCUACAAGUGCUGAUCUUUCGAAAUCGUCUCAACCAUUGGGCCCGGCAAUUUUUGGAGCAGCAUCAGAAGCCAGUGGGAGCGCAGGAGGGGACGGGGGGGGAGGGGGAAGAGGAGAGGCAAGAGCAGAAGCGGCAGGAGCAGGAGCAGGGAGUGCAGGGGGUGCAGGGAGCGCAGGGGCUGCAGGGACAGCAUCAACAGGCACAGGCGAGACAGCAGGCACACCGUCCCUCAAGCGGCGGCCAUCAGCCUUCCGAGUGCUGUCUGUUGUCAUUCCUACCGACACCACCGCUGCAGAUGAGCCCCCCCCUGCCCCCGCCCCUGGCAGCAGAGGCUCCACUGGCCGCUCCAUGCCUGUGGAUCGCCCCAUGGUGAUUGAAGCAGCAGUAGGAGCAGGUGCUGCUGGUGCGGGUGCAGCUGGUGCAGGUGGUGUUGCUGGUGGUGUUGGUGCUGCUGAGGAUGGUGCAGAGGGGGGGGCGAGAGGGGUGGGUGGAGCAGCAGCAGCAGCAGCUGCCGUGGCGGCAGCAGCAGGGCAGGGCAUGGGUGCGCCCCCUGUCCCGUCCUUCUCCCCCAGAAGUCCCUGGGGCAAUGACAAUCAGUUCUGGGAUUUCAGCAGCGAGAGCAGCGACCUAGCAGGCCCCUCCUUCCUCCCCUCUCCCAACUUCCUCCCUCCACCGCCCUUCACCCCUUCCGCUAUCCCAGUGCCCUUCACUCCGUCCUACCCCAUCCCCUUCAGUCCCGGUGCCGCUGUGAGGGACUUGACUGCGUUUGACCGUGCGCCGCUUGCCUCCCCUGCCACCCCGCAGUCGCGCUCCCUCUUCCAUUUCCUGCAAAGCAUUCCGGAUUGCUCCCGAGUGCCCUCUUCUGCUGGUUCUGCUGCUGCUGCUGCUGCUGCUGCUGCUGCUGCUGCUGCUGUAAGCACACCAGGAGCAGGGAUUUACACUCCUUCCAAUGCUGCAGCUGCUGCUGCCGCUGCUGCGGCUGCUGCUGCUGCUUCUGUGCCUGCGUACGGCUCUUUUGCUGGUUCUACUGGUGGUAGUGGUAGUUCUGAUGCUGACUGUCCCCCUGGUGGGUUCGCCGUGCCUUCUCUCCCAGCCAGCCAUGCUGGCUCGGCAUCAGCCUCGGUUACAGGGUUACCAGCAGCAGGCGUGGCACCACCUAGCACUGACUCUGCUGCGUCACUAGACGGAGGACACGGGUUUCGAGAGCCGCAUUCGCCGCGCUCCAGGGUACCUGCCUUUGCCGCCCCUUCCGCUGCCGCUGCCGCUACUGCUGCUGCUGCUGCUGCUGCGGCUGCUGGUAGUGGCACUGCAAGCAUCAGCGCUGCCUCUCUUUUCCCAGGAUCCUCAAAGUCCCUCAUGCCCCCACCCCCUCCUCGCAUGCUUCCUCCCAAGACUCCUGGUCAGAGCCAAGCCGGUGAUUCUCAAUUCCCAGCUGACGGACGUGAGAGGAGUGAGAAAGCACAGCUGAGUUUUGGAGGGAAGGAGCAGCAGCAGCAGCAGCAGCAGCAAGGGGAUGGUGAAGGGAAUGGGAGAGGGGCAGCAGGAGAGGUAAGGAGAGGGGAUGGGGCGAAUGAGGGGGAGGAGAAGAAGGAUGAGGUGAAAGGAAGUGUGUCUCCAGAACUAGGCAAGCAGCAAGGAGCAGCAGCAGCAGCAGCAUUAGGACCAGCAGCUGCAAAGACACCAGCAUCAGCCGCAGCAGCAGCAGUAGAGUCAGAGUCGCCUGCUGCUGCUGUUCCUUCCCCUAACGACACCCAAGCUGCCUCUGCUUCCCCGGAUCUCUCAGCUUUCGCCGCCAAAGCAGCUGCAGACGGCAGGCAGGGGUGCACAAUCCCCCCCACCGCUGCAUCCAGUAACUCUGGAGCUGCCCCUGAAGCAACCAACAAAGAUGACCCGACUCAACCAGAUGUUUCUCUCGGCAAUCGGCCAGCCGCACUAGCAGAUCCACCUCCACUGCACCAGGGGGUUGCAAUUUGCAGACAGCAGCAGCAGGAGCAGCAGGAGCGGAACCAGCAGGGGCAACAGGAGCAGAAGCAGCAGCAGCAGCAGCAGGCAGUGCCAGGUGGUGACGUGCAGGAACAGGGAAAGCCAGGAGCUCUGCCCAAAUGGCUCUCACUUGACAUCCUAGACUCAUCAGCAGCUACACCACCACCAUCCAAGCACCAAUGAUGAUGCUUAGUCGGCUUUGAAAUGCUCAUAGGUUCCCGUAGGGAACUCUGUGGUACGUUUGGUGCUGGUGAUUGCAUUUGUGCAAUCAACUUGACGCACCUUUUUUACAGUAGGUUUAGUUGCGAAAUGUAAUGAAAUCAUGUGUUGCCC
Messenger RNA from Closterium sp. NIES-67, 7306 nucleotides. NCBI's taxonomy places the organism in Eukaryota, Viridiplantae, Streptophyta, Zygnematophyceae, Desmidiales, Closteriaceae. The record is from the annotation of a GenBank genome assembly.